CUGCACACACGGAACCAGUCUUUCGAUCUGUUGACAACCGAGGCAAUUGGAUGUUACACCACAGAAGCUUCCCUUGAAACAAGCGAACUCAUUGAAGGAUUUGUACCUGAGGUCCUUUGUUAAACGUUAAAAGAUGUUUUUGACAAGAUCAGAAUAUGACAGAGGUGUGAACACAUUCUCUCCUGAAGGAAGAUUGUUCCAGGUUGAGUAUGCCAUAGAGGCUAUAAAAUUGGGCUCCACAGCCAUCGGUAUCCAGACAUCAGAGGGAGUGUGUCUGGCUGUGGAGAAGAGGAUCACCUCUCCCCUGAUGGAGCCCAACAGCAUUGAGAAGAUUGUGGAGAUUGACAGUCACAUCGGUUGUGCAAUGAGCGGCUUGAUAGCUGAUGCCAAGACUUUAAUUGACAAAGCAAGAGUGGAAACACAGAACCACUGGUUUACAUAUAAUGAGACAAUGACAGUGGAGAGUGUGACUCAAGCGGUGUCCAACCUGGCGCUGCAGUUUGGAGAGGAGGACGCUGAUCCUGGUGCCAUGAGUCGACCAUUUGGCGUAGCACUGCUGUUUGGAGGAGUUGAUGAAAAAGGACCCCAGCUAUACCACAUGGACCCUUCAGGAACCUUUGUGCAGUGUGACGCACGGGCCAUCGGCUCGGCAUCUGAGGGAGCACAGAGCUCUCUGCAGGAGGUCUACCACAAGUCUAUGACAUUAAAGGAUGCCAUCAAGUCAUCGCUCACCAUUCUGAAACAGGUGAUGGAGGAGAAGCUCAACGCCACCAACAUUGAGCUGGCAACAAUAGAGCCUGGGAAGACAUUUCACAUGUACUCCAAAGAGGAGCUGGAAGAGGUAAUCAAGGAUAUCUAAAGCAGAAAAAAAUUGUUGAAGAGUCUUGGUUUGAGGUCUGGGCAGGAGAAGAGAGGACGUGGUUUUGCACCUGGGCCGAACAUCACAGCACAACCACAACUUUCCAUCAGCACAUUUUCCCUCUUGCUACAUUCAGAUUUUUUUUAAUGCAUAAGAGUUUUUUUCUUUGUAACGUGCUAUUUUACAUCGUGUCUCUCAGUAUCUGUACAGUUCCUGUACAGGAGUCUGACCAGCACUUAAAACUGAGUGGCAGGAGUAAAGUAGGGGUGGGGGCUAGUUUUUGUUACGAUUCAGUACUGCAAUUAAACCAUUGUAUUCAGAAAGUGA
Monopterus albus (swamp eel) is the source of this 1186-nucleotide messenger RNA. It is a transcript of the gene psma5, whose product is annotated as proteasome 20S subunit alpha 5. Bases 134 to 859 code for a protein of 241 amino acids. Gene Ontology annotation, biological process: proteasome-mediated ubiquitin-dependent protein catabolic process. Gene Ontology annotation, cellular component: proteasome core complex; proteasome core complex, alpha-subunit complex. The record is from RefSeq and is a predicted model, not a curated record. The transcript has 10 exons. Lineage: Eukaryota; Metazoa; Chordata; Actinopteri; Synbranchiformes; Synbranchidae.